GAAAGAAGUGAGCUGAUUGGUUACUAUGGGCAACUCAGCAACUCUUCCUCUUGACAGGCAAUGGCCACAUUAUUCUUAGGACUGUUUUGAAAGCAGCUGAGACAUGUGAUAAUAAUUAGUCAUCUGGAAUGGGUGGAGACCCCAGAGAGGAGAAACCAAUGAGGCCAUGGUGGGAAGGGGGAAGCUACACUAAAAAGAGAAUUUUACAAGACAGUGUUAAUUCUUACAGCAGAAAAAUUCUUACGCACCCAGUAGAAGACAAGUUUCUGCCAUAAUGUCAGCGUCAUUGGAAACUACUUCUAAAGAUAAAGCCUAUAAAGGUCGAUUAUCAGUCCCACGAAAUGUAUCUAAUGCAGAUGAAGAUGAGAUCCCUCUUAUGGAAACAUUUGGGGUCGUCCCAAGAACUUUUGAGAAGAAGGAUUACCUGGAAGUUGAAAAUGUAGAGCUAUUCAAGCAGCAAUAUGGAAAAAAUAAGAAAGAACAUCACACAGAUAGAUAUUUCAACAACAAACUCAUCAUACGGCGCGGACAGACCUUUGAUAUAAGGAUUGACUUUAAUCGACCAUAUAACCCAGAGAAAGAUCAGUUUUGGGUGGAAUAUGUUAUUGGUCGAUAUCCACAGCAGAGUAAAGGCACAUAUAUACCAAUUCCUAUUGUGGAAGAAUUGGAAGUAGGAAAAUGGGGAGCAAAAAUUAUUCUUAAUGAUUUCAACUCAGUCACUUUAAGAAUAUUGUCAGCACCAAACUGCAUCAUUGGCAAAUUCCGCAUGUAUAUUGCUGUUUUAACCCCUUAUGGAAUCCUGAGGACCCCCAGAAAGUCUGACACAGACACUUACAUUCUCUUCAACCCUUGGUGUAAAGAGGAUGCCGUUUACAUGGAUGAUGAAAAGGAGAUAGAAGAAUACGUCAUGAAUGAUGUUGGUGUGAUUUUUCAUGGAGAAGUAACCAAUAUAAAGAAAAGAAGCUGGGAGUAUGGACAGUUUGAAGAACAGAUACUUGAUGUUUGCCUGUUUUUAAUGGACAAAGCUGAACUUGAUCUUUCUGGCAGAGGAAAUCCUAUAAAGAUCAGCCGCAUCGGAUCUGCGGUGAUAAAUGGCAGAGAUGAUGAUGGAGUGGUUGCAGGAAGCUGGAAUAAUGAUUAUACUUAUGGGGUAUCACCAUCUGCUUGGACUGGAAGUGUAGAGAUCCUGCUGGAAUACUAUAGCGCUAAGGUGCCAGUAAAAUAUGGCCAGUGCUGGGUCUUUGCUGGUGUGUUUACCACAUUCCUGCGAUGCCUUGGAAUUCCUGCCCGGCUUAUUACCAAUUAUUUUUCUGCCCAUGACAAGGAUGCCAAUGUGCAAACCGAUGUCUAUCUGGAUGAAGAUGGUAAAACUAACACCGUACUUACAAAGGACAGUAUCUGGAAUUAUCAUUGCUGGAAUGAGGCCUGGAUGACCCGACCAGAUCUUCCAGUUGGAUUUGGAGGGUGGCAAGCAGUAGAUUCCACACCUCAGGAAACCAGUGAUGGAAUGUAUAGAUGCGGCCCUGCCUCCGUCCAGGCUAUUAAACACGGUCAUGUUUGCUUCCAAUACGAUACACCUUUCCUCUUUGCUGAGGUUAACAGUGACAUUGUAUAUUCCAAGGUAAUGAAAGAUGGAACGAAAGAGGUUCAGUAUAUAGACAAAUCUCAUGUGGGACAGAAAAUAUUUACUAAAGAAAUAGGAGGAGACAGCCCACAUGAUAUAACUGAUCUGUACAAGUUUUCAGAAGGUACUGAAGAAGAGAGACUGGCACUUGACGCUGCACUCAUGUAUGGUGUCAAAAAGGAAUUUCGAGAUGAGGAACAGUUUCUAUCUGGUCUUGACACUACAAUGGAAUUUCAAGAAGAUAAUGCUGUGUUUGGCAGUGACUUCAAAGUCACUUUGACAUUCAAAAACCAAAGUUCAAACCGUUACACAGUGUCAGCCUUCCUAACGGGACAUGUGGUGUUUUAUACGGGGGUCCAGAAAGCAGAGUUUAAGAACAAGACCCUCCAAGUGAUCUUGGACCCACUAUCUACCAAAACUGUGGAUGUUCAAAUAAGAGCCGGGGAGUACAUGAGCAAUAUAGUGGAGCAGGCAUCCCUACAUUUUUUUGUCACAGCUCGCAUUAAUGAAACAAAGAAGAUAAUGGCCAAACAGAAGAUUGUCGUAUUGCAAGUUCCAGAGUUACGCAUUAAGACAAUUGGAGAGAAGAUGGUUGGGAAAGAAAUAAGAGUGGUUUUAGAGUUCACAAAUCCAUUGAAGAAAAAGCUCCAGAAUGUGGUCUUGCGUAUAGGAGGGCCAAGUCUUAUGCAAACCAAAACUCAGGUUUACCGAGAAGUCCUUGCAAAUGCAUCUGUGACUUGGGAAGAGACUUGUACUCCAAGGGUAGCAGGCAAGAGGAAACUUAUCGCAACCCUUGAUUCAGAAACUCUUCGACAUGUAUAUGGAGAGCUGGACUUGGAGAUCUUACCUGGAGGCUAUUAGUAACAGCAUUUUGUAUUCCAAUUCAUAUAUUUACCAAAAAUAAAAAUCAUUAGAAAUAUUAGUAAACAAAGCCAUUACCCACUACAAGAUAUAUACCUAUACAUUUGUCAUAUUACCUUUGUGUUGUGCUAACUAGACAUGAGCUAUUCGAUCUGGCAUGAAUUGGAUUCAAUCUGAAUUCCACAAAAAAAUAUCUGUACUCUCUGUAAUUCAUUUUGAAUUGUUUUGUCCCUGCUCCUGUAAAGUGAAUGGCCCAGUGGUCAGCUGUGAUGCUGUAUGUAUCCAUUUACUGCAUUCACUGGGCUGGGUGCCCUGCACAGUUCCAAUCUGCUCAAUUUAUUGUGCAGGAGCAGGGACUCCCCUUAACAAAAAGUCCCUGCCCCUGAACAUACUUUGCAUGGGCAAUCACAGACAAUCAGAACAUUUCCAAAUCAGGAUCCAAAUCUGAAACAAAUCUGACAGCCUGAAUUAAAGAGACCUGUAAACUUAAUUUUUUUUAUUGAAGAAAAUAAAAAAUUUGAAAAAAAUAAAACCACAUCCAUGGAAAUAAUGCAGCAUCUAUCACACAAAUGCAACCAAUAUUGAUAUUUUUCAUGCAUUAGCAGAAUUUUUAUGCUGCCCAAACUGGUGCUUUUCAGAGUAAUCAUAGUUAAAAAAUGACACCUGAGUAAAUAGUUCUCGGGGCAGUUCCGGUAGCACCCGCCCGCUCGGUCAACUUAAGUGACGUGUCUCUCCCUAGCAGUGAAUCGGGAAAGAUGCAUCACUCAAGCGCUGCAAUUCCUGCACCAGUGUUAUGCUGCCCGUGGUUUGGGAAGCAUAAAACUGAUGACAGGUUCCCUUUAACAUUUGACACAAGAAAUAGUUGUUCCCCUCAGCUUCUUCUCUAGUGCACCUGCAGCCAGCACAGACAUCAAAAUAACCCAAUAAUGAUGAGGUACCUUAUAUUAAGAAAUGUUAAGGGUGAUGAGAAAUGCUGCCUUAGGGUCAAUUCACACGUACAGUAUUCUGCGCAGAUUUGAUUUGCAGGAUUUCAAGUCAUUCAGUUUACAUUGAAAUCUGCAGCAGAAAAUCCUGCGCAUCAAAUCUGCCCAGAAUACUGUACGUGUGAAUAGACCCCUAAAGAGCACCUGUCAUUUGGGAAAACUUUUCACAUGUCCUCGCGAGAUCUGAGCGUUUAGACCUCCACCGAUCAGGAAAAUGAGACAAAAAAUGUACACUUUCACACGCUUCUUUCCCUGCUCUGUAUUACAUGAUCAAAACAUUCUCCUUCCACUUACAUUGUGAGUUUAUCUUGAUCAAGUGACACGGAGCUGGAAGAGAAUAUGCUGGGAGCGAAAUUCAUUCUCCUGAUCGGUGGAGGUCUGAACACUCAGACCACCACCCAUCCAAAUUUUUGGAUAUGUCGCUAGGAUCUGUCAAAAGUUUUUCCAAAUGACAGUGGCUAUUUCAAUAUUUAAGGGGUACUCCGCCCCUAGACAUAUUAUCCCUCAUCCAAGGGGGGGGGGGGUUCGGGGUCUGACCGCUGGGACGCCCCACGAUCUCCGGCCCAGCACCACGGCAUUCUAAACAUUUAUGUACUUAAAGGCGGUUUUGGGCGUUAACAUCACACCCCCUCCAUUCCUGUUUAUGGGAGGGGGCGUGACGGCUGUGAUCACUCGACCACAGCUGUCGUGCCCCCUCCCGUAGACAUGAAUGUUUAUCCUUUUUUAGGGUACGUUCACGCGAGCGGAUCCCCAGCGUGUAUUACGCUGCGUAUCUGCCGCUGAAGGCCCGCUGUAUGCUGCCUUUACGGGUGCCUGCUCGGAGCGGCAAUACGCCGCUACAAGCAGACACACUGAAGUGAUGUGCGAGUCGUUGCGCAUGCGUGGUGUACUCGCACACACCGCGGAAGCUCCCCCUGCUCUAUGAGCCAGGCCGAGAGCUGCCGCGAUGUGCGAGUAUUUCACACAUCGCCAUGUGUCUGCUUGUAGCGGCGUAUUGCCACUCCGAGCAGGCAGAUCCGCAGCAUUAUACGCGCUGGGGAUCAGCUCGUGGGAACGUACCCAUAAUGUACACAAAGACAGAAAAAAAACCUCAAAUCAUAUUUGCUCUUAUUUGGCUUUUCUAAGGGGAAAAAAAAGUGACAUAGAAAUUUUUUUAUAUUCAUGAUAUGGAUAGAAACACAUGGAAUUUAAAUGGAGAUCCCUGUGGUUUCAAAGUGAGAUUUAUAUGUAAGAAAACAUGCAUGCACGCCAAAAAUAUACAGGGCAUAAGCUGACUACACAAGUCUGUACCCAUCUCUUCUCCAUGUUUGACUAGAAAUGAACAAAUACCAGAAUGGUUUCCAUGCCAUGGCAUCAUAUAUGUAUCUAGCAAUCCUAUUCAUUCAUUUUGUAUUAGUUUUGUCUUAGUCCAGUUUGUUUACUCUGUAGCCUUAACCCAACCAUCCUUUAUAAAUGCACACAUGUAUUCCAAUGUAUUCACUCUAUGAUGAAAAACGUUUUAUUUGCUUUUAACUUUUUGUAAUCUUUAUUCAAAUA
Messenger RNA from Hyla sarda, 5004 nucleotides. It is a transcript of the gene F13A1, whose product is annotated as coagulation factor XIII A chain. Gene Ontology annotation, biological process: peptide cross-linking; blood coagulation, fibrin clot formation. Gene Ontology annotation, molecular function: protein-glutamine gamma-glutamyltransferase activity. NCBI's taxonomy places the organism in Eukaryota, Metazoa, Chordata, Amphibia, Anura, Hylidae. The record is from RefSeq and is a predicted model, not a curated record. The transcript is spliced from 16 exons. Bases 275 to 2485 code for a protein of 736 amino acids.